AUGCCUUCUAUUGGUCCAGACUCAUCAGCCAUGGAAAUAGAGAUGAACGAAGAUCAUUACAACAACUGGCCCAAUGAUAAAGGGUUCGAUCCCGAAUACGAACAGCGUGAGCCCGUCGAGCUCUCGGUAACAGGACAGAUUCCUGCCUACGCUGCUGGAGUCUUGUACCGGACAGGUCCAGGAAAGAGCAAAGUUGAAGCUGAGAAUGGAGAGAUACUACGGCUCUCCCACUGGUUCGAUGGAUUCGGUCAAACCCAUCGUUUCCAGAUCAUUGCUCCGGACUCCCAUACUGCACCCCAGGUUUUCUACAACUCUCGCUUCUCAACCGACGACCUGAUCGAAGAAGCUAGAAAGACGGGAUCUCUGGAUAUGAUCAACUUCGGACAGAAACGCGAUCCUUGUAAGAGCAUUCUAGGCAAAGUCCAGACUGAAUAUGCUCCGCAACCCACUCCGUCGAGUAUGAACAUAUCUGUCACCCUUUCGAUCAACGUCCCGGGCCUCGAUACCCAGCCCGAAGAGUCGACUUCACGCUGGAGUGAUUCACAGGGAAUUCGAACUCUCUAUGCAAAGACCGACUACAAUGCCUUCAAGAAGCUUGACCCGGAAACCCUGGAACCAAUCGGCCUCGCCACCCAGACCGAUCUGCAUCCGGAACUUUCGGGGCAACUCUCUGCAUCUCAUGCUCGAUCUGAUCCAAUCACGGGAGACAUGUUCAAUUAUAAUCUCACCCUGGGACCAACCUGUACAUACCGUGUUUUCAGGGUCUCGGCUUCGACGGGGAAAACGACAAUCCUAGCAACCUUCCCCGCAACACCAGCUUAUCUUCACUCCCUUCUCAUCACCGAGGACCAUGUUUUGCUGUGUGUGUGGAACGCGCACUUAAAUCCACAGGAGUUUGACUCCUCGUUCAUGGAUUCAAUCCUGCCAACAGACCCAAGUCAGCCGGCAGUGUGGUAUGUCAUUGACCGUAAGCACGGCAAGGGAUUAAUCGCGACAUACGAAAGCCCUGCAUUCUUUUGCUUCCACACGGUCAACGCAUGGGUCGAACCCUCAAAGGAAAAUCCCGAUGAAAUAGACAUUGUUGCAGAUGUUGUCAGAAGCGAUAGCUCUGAAGUUCUACAAUCCGUCUAUUACGAGAACUUGAUAUCUUCGCUGGAUACAGCCAAGGCCUACCAACAGAAGAGAAACAAUUCUUUCCGAUCAACUUUUACCCGGUUCCGCCUACCUGCGGUGCCUUCCACUCCAUGCACCGAUCCCAAGAAAGUAACAGUCGAGUGGUCCGUUUGCAAAUCAUUGUCGCCUGAGCUGCCGACUUUGAAUCCGAAAAUAGUCACUCAAAAACACCGAUAUGUCUACGCUGUGACUUUCCGUGGAAAGGCAACUCUGACAGAUGGAAUCACGAAGCUCGAUUGUGAUACCCAGCAAGUUCAGCUCUGGGCAUGCCACGGGCAAUCGCCCGGUGAGCCCAUUUUCGUCGCUAACCCCGAGGGCACUAGUGAGGAUGAUGGUGUACUUCUUAGCGUGGUGCUCGACGGGAUGCGUGGUAAGAGUUAUUUGCUCUGCCUUGAUGCUCGUAACUUGUCGGAGCUUGGUCGAGCAAAUGUUGAUGGGGCUGUUGGGUUUGGAUUCCAUGGACAGCAUGUUCCGACUCUGGGUGGAAUUCCUACUGGUGACUACUAA
Molecule: messenger RNA, 1680 nt
Organism: Penicillium expansum
Lineage: Eukaryota; Fungi; Ascomycota; Eurotiomycetes; Eurotiales; Aspergillaceae
Product: carotenoid oxygenase family protein
Exons: 2
Coding region: 1-1680 (559 amino acids)
Biological process (GO): carotene catabolic process
Molecular function (GO): carotenoid dioxygenase activity
Source: RefSeq, a predicted model, not a curated record